AUGGCUACGGACGCUCAGCCCAUCUUCCGCGCGGUUGCGACAUCGACCAGGCCACUGUACCAGCUUCUGAGAUGCAUCAACUUUGCACCCAGAGUUCAUGUGCAAAUUACAGAGGAAGGUGUUCGUUUUGCCGCUGAUCACGCGCGGGUGAUGCAAGGUGUUGCAUUUCUCGAUAAAGCUUUAUUUUCAUCCUAUACCGUCAAUUUACCUGCUCAGGACGGCGAUAAUGCGCCUGAGCUUCCCAAUUUCCAACUUUCCUUUUCUUCUGUCCUCGAAGUUCUCCAAAUCUUUGGGGCCGUAGACGUGGCUACUCGUGCUCAAAAAGCCGACCAAGAUCCCUAUCGAAGCAAUCUUCGAAACUACCGCCCCGAUGCUUUCAGCAACCAAACUCUCGGUAUAUCUGGCACUUGCACUCUCCAAUACGCUGAGGAAGGAGAUCCAUUCAAAAUUACUAUCGAGGAGUCUGGCGUAAAAACGACGGCAUCCUUAACAACCUAUCUACCAGAAAUACCAGAUGACAUUCCAUUUGACCGCAACGACCUCGCCUUCAAAAUAAUCAUGCAAUCUCGAACGCUGCUUGAUUCUCUUGCUGAAAUUUCCCCGACCGCUCCCACGAAGUUGACAAUCACUGCCAACAAAACCUCCCCUUUUCUAUCGAUUGCUGGUGUGGGGGAUCUUGGAAGCUCGGGAGUGGAUUUUGCACGAGGCAGGGAUCUUCUCGAAACCUUUAAUAUUCAAGAACGCUGGUCACAGGCCUACAAGUUUGACUUUGUCAAGAAUUCAACAGAAGCGAUGCGAAUCGCCACCAAGGUUAGCUUGCGAGGGGACGGCCAAGGUGUGCUAAGUUUGCAAUUCAUGGUAGAUAUUGAGGGUGGCAAGCGGAGCUUUUUGGACUUUCGUUUCGUGCCAUUCAUCCAGCAUGAUGACGAGGAUGACAACGAGAGAGAAGAGGCUGGUGAAGCUGAUUAG
Fusarium sp. VM40 is the source of this 969-nucleotide messenger RNA. The record is from the annotation of a GenBank genome assembly. Lineage: Eukaryota; Fungi; Ascomycota; Sordariomycetes; Hypocreales; Nectriaceae.